AUGUCUGAGUCUCGGCUGUAUUCUUUCUCUCCGGAGACAAAGGAAAAGCUUCGCAAGUUCCGUCUGGGGACUUCCAGAGCAAAAGAACCUCAGGCUGUUAUUUAUAUGAUCGACGGAAAGAACCAAGAGAUCCGACCUGAAGAUGACGAGGUGUACGCCAAGAUGGAUGACCUUGCCGAGGAACUACCCGAAUCAUCCCCCCGAUUUAUCCUACUCAGCUACCCCUUGACCUUGGGAUCCGGCCGCCUCACUGUCCCUUAUGUCCUCCUUUACUACCUUCCCGUGAACUGCAACCCGUCCAUGCGAAUGAUGUACGCAGGGGCCGUGGAGCUGAUGCGCAACACGGCCGAAGUCAACCGAGUAAUUGAAAUCCAAGAGGAGGAUGAUAUUAUCUCUAUUGAAUCUAAACUGCAGGCCGCGGAUUAG
Messenger RNA from Aspergillus tanneri, 426 nucleotides. Its product is annotated as GMF family protein. The record is from RefSeq and is a predicted model, not a curated record. NCBI's taxonomy places the organism in Eukaryota, Fungi, Ascomycota, Eurotiomycetes, Eurotiales, Aspergillaceae. Gene Ontology annotation, biological process: actin filament debranching; negative regulation of Arp2/3 complex-mediated actin nucleation. Gene Ontology annotation, molecular function: Arp2/3 complex binding; actin binding. Gene Ontology annotation, cellular component: actin cortical patch. Bases 1 to 426 code for a protein of 141 amino acids. The transcript is spliced from 4 exons.